Molecule: messenger RNA, 1803 nt
Organism: Lactuca virosa
Lineage: Eukaryota; Viridiplantae; Streptophyta; Magnoliopsida; Asterales; Asteraceae
Source: the annotation of a GenBank genome assembly
AAAACAUCUUAAAAACACGCCCAUUCCGAUCAUCUCCAUUCUCAUACAAACGCAAAACCUCGAAAUCCAGCUUUCAACUUCAACCAACAACUACAACUCUAGUCUCUAGAGCACACUCCCAAAGAUUUGCUGCUCGUUUUUCCUCUUCAUAAACUCCCGAUUUCACCCUUGCAGCUUCGAUAGCAUUUUCUAGUCUAGAAAUUCCCGUUUAAAAUCAGACGAGCGACGCAAUUCUUUCGAAAAUUUAGGAGGUUAUGGUUAUAAGGGUUUUAAAUAGAAUAACUGCAAACUAGGGUUUUAAUUUUAUGUCUUUCUGGGCAAAAUCUAUUAGGUUCUUAAUGACAUUCUCGUGAUUGCGAACAAAUUCAUUUCAAAUUUCGAUAAUGGCAUCAACCCCUGCUGUGCCGCCGGCAUUUGGGUUGCGGCUGUGGAAGUCGGAUGUGGAUUUCCGCCCAACGGCGCUUCUCCGUCGGAGGGUUUUGAUUCGCGGCAGCGAUUGUAGAAUUUUGUACUGCUGUUCCGGCAAGGUAGUGCCGAUCCGGAGAAUUGCUGGUGGGUCGGGUCGUAAAGGUGGGAGUAAUGCUGAGGAAUGGCCGAUUGAGUUGAAGAAGAAGAGUCACAAAGUCCGAGUACAAGCUGCUCCUGCAUUGCCCUUUGCAUCAUCACAAUCUCUGAAUCCUUCAAGACAAGAGAAGUUCUUUCCACGCUGCACCACAAGAAAUUCCGGGCCUCAAUCUCGUGACACUCCACCAAAAAGAGACACAGGUAUUGCAAACGAGAAGGAUUGGGGCAUCAGUUUGAGUGAACAUGUGAAUGAAUCUGGAACCAAUGUGGAUGGUAGUUCAUGGUACAGAGAAAGUGGAGAAGACCUGGGUGAAAAUGGAUUCAGAUGUAGAUGGACAAAGAUGGGUGGUAAAAGUGAUGAUGGCUCUUCAGAAUGGAAAGAAACGUGGUGGGAGAAAAGUGAUUGGAGCGGAUACAAAGAACUAGGUGUUGAGAAAUCCGGAAGAAAUUCUCAAGGGGAUUCAUGGUGGGAAACAUGGCGAGAAGUUCUUCACCAAGACGAAUGGAGUAAUUUGGCAAGGAUUGAAAGAAGUGCACAAAAGCAAGCAAAAUCAGGCAUAGAAAAUGCCGGUUGGUAUGAGAAUUGGUGGGAGAAAUAUGAUGCGAAGGGUUGGACGGAAAAAGGAGCACAUAAAUAUGGUAGACUAAAUGAACAAUCAUGGUGGGAGAAAUGGGGAGAACAUUAUGAUGGAAGAGGAUCUGUUCUAAAAUGGACGGACAAAUGGGCUGAAACUGAACUUGGAACGAAAUGGGGAGACAAAUGGGAGGAGAAAUUUUUUGCGGGUAUCGGCUCUCGUCAAGGAGAAACAUGGCAUGUAUCCCCCGUUGGUGAACGUUGGUCAAGGACAUGGGGGGAAGAACACUUGGGAAACGGCAGAAAGGUGCACAAGUAUGGGAAAAGCACAACGGGUGAAAGUUGGGAUAUUGUUGUAGAUGAGGAAACUUAUUACGAGGGGGAACCACAUUAUGGAUGGGCUGAUGUUGUUGGUGAUUCAAGUCAGCUGCUAUCGAUCCAACCACAAGAGAAACCACCGGGUCAGGGUGUGUACCCAUAUCUUGAUUUUGGUUCUUCAUCAUCACCUCCUAAAGAUGGCCCUUCUUCACCACCUUCACAGUGAUUCAAACCUCAUCUAGCCUUUUUUGUUUCAUUAUUUUCAUUUUUUGGUGUUAGAUUUCUUGGCCAAUUGUAUUUCUUCUUUGAUAGACAUAUUGUUCAUUCAUUUGAUAUUGGUUGGGUAG